UGAUCGAGCUCGGUCACAGCCAACCAACCGCGUUAGAGCACACUCAGCGCGCUGGACCAAUCACAGCGCGUGUUACUGUUUCCAGUAUGGCGCCGGUGGUAAGCGAUUGAAUUGAAAAGCAACAUUAAAUCUAAUCUUCAGUCAAAGAAUAAAAUCAGAAUGAAAGUGGUGAACCUGAAGCAGGCCAUUCUACAGGCAUGGAAGGAGCGCUGGAGCGACUAUCAGUGGGCCAUCAACAUAAAGAAAAACUGCCCCAAAGGCGCCACGUGGGAUUACCUCAACCUGGCAGAAGCGUUGUUGGAGCAGGCAAUGAUCGGACCUUCCCCAAAUCCCCUGAUCCUUUCCUACUUGAAGUAUGCCAUCAGUUCUCAGAUGGUGUCCUGCUCCAGUGUUCUUACAGCAAUCAGCAAGUUUGAUGACUUCUCCCGAGAACUCUGUGUCAAAUCCCUUCUGGAGAUCAUGGACAUGUUCUCUUACUCACUCAGCUGUCAGGGUAAGGCAGAGGAGUGCAUCGGCCUGUGCCGAGCUCUGCUGGGCAUCGUGGUGUGGCUCCUGCAGGGAUGUGCCUGGUACUGCGAGAAGCUGAGAGAACCUGGAUUGCUGCCCGCCGGUGAGGGCAGCCUCAGUGCCUGCCAGGAACGUCUGGAAAGCCUUCUGCAGCGGACCAAGAAUCGAGCCCUGGUGCACAUUGCACGCCUUGAGGAACAGGCCUCCUGGAGCAACGUGGAGCAGGCUUUAAUCAAACUGGUGGAGAAUCUCAGCAGUUUGAGCAAUCAGACGCUGAGCAACAAGCUGGAGGAGUGCAUCUCUCUUGUUAAGAGUAUUCCUCAGAUGGUGUGUAUUCAGUGUGACCCUCCAGUGCAGACUACCUUCCCUUCAGUUCACGCAUUCAUCAUGCUGGAGGGGACCAUGAACCUGACAGGAGAGACCCAGCCACUGGUGGAACAGCUAAUGAUGAUAAAGAGGAUGCAGCGUAUUCCUGCUCCUAUAUUUGUUCUGGAGGUCUGGAAGGCCUGCUUCACUGGACUCAUCGAAUCCCCUGAGGGAACGGAGGAGCUCAAAUGGACCGCCUUCACCUUCCUCAAGAUUCCCCAGGUUUUGCUGAGGCUGAAGAAGUAUCCACAGGGAGACAAGGACUUCAUGGAUGACAUGAACAUGGCUUUUGAGUUUCUGCUGAAGCUCACGCCACUUCUGGACAAAGCAGAUCAGAGAUGCAACUGUGACUGCCUGAGUCUGCUGCUUCAGGAGUGUAAUAAACUGGGCCUGCUGUCCGAGUCCAACACAGCUAACCUUACUGCCAAAAGGUCCGAGGACAGGGAGUAUGCCCCGAAGCUGAAGACAGCAGAGAAUGCAAACAUCCAGCCCAACCCAGGCCUCAUACUGCGGGCAGAGCCCACCGUCACUAACAUACUAAAGACCGUGGAUGCGGAUCACUCAAAGAGCCCAGAGGGGUUGCUGGGAGUGUUGGGGCACAUGCUGUCGGGGAAGAGUCUGGACCUUCUCCUGGCGGCUGCUGCGGCCACGGGAAAGCUCAAGUCUUUUGCUCGCAAGUUUAUUAAGUUGAAUGAGUUCCCCAAACAGAUCCCUGGUGAAGGAUCCAAAGCUGCAUCUGUGAGGGCGCUUCUGUUCGACAUCUCCUUCCUCAUGCUCUGCCAUGUCGUCCAGACAUACGGAUCAGAGGUCAUCCUUUCGGAACCCAGUCCAUCAGGGGAGACGCCAUUUUUUGAGACGUGGCUGCAGAUGUGCAUGCCGGAAGAAGGGAAAACUCUGAACCCGGAUCACCCCUGCUUCCGGCCUGAAUCGGGCAAAGUGGAGAGCCUCGUGGCCCUUCUGAACACUUCCUCUGAGAUGAAGUUGGUUCAGAUGAAAUGGCAUGAGAUCUGCCUCACCACACCAGCCGCCAUCCUGGAGGUUCUGAAUGCGUGGGAGAACGGAGUUCUGUCUGUAGAGGCUGUGCAGAAGAUCACAGAUAAUAUCAAAGGAAAGGUGUGCAGUAUGGCCAUCUGUGCCGUGGCCUGGUUGGUGGCUCACGUUCGGAUGUUGGGAUUGGACGAGAGAGAGAAGCCUCAGACUAUGAUUCGGCAGCUCAUGACUCCUCUGUACGGAGAAAACACCCUGCAGUUUUACAACGAACGCGUGGUCAUUAUGAGCUCCAUCUUGGAGCACAUGUGCGCAGACGUGUUCCAACAGACUGGUGUGUCGCUGCGUCCAGCCGUAGAAGGUCAGGAGCCAAUCCCCUACCGGAGCCUCCUGCCUGCCCGCCAGCCCAUCCGUCAGGCCCUGCAGGCUCAGUUCCGCCAGGUUCUGGAUAAAGGUUGGGUGGAUUCACGCACACUGCACCUGCUUGAAAGUCUGAUGCACAUGGGUGGAGUCUUCUGGUUCACCAACAACCUUGUAAAGGAGCUACUAAAAGAGACUCGUAAGGAGUGGGCGAUUCGUGUGGUGGAACUCCUCUACAGUAUAUUCUGUCUGGACCUGCAGCAGGUCACUCUCACAUUGCUUGGUCACAUUCUGCCAAACUUGCUAACCGACCCCGCGCACUGGCACAGCCUGGCAGACCCACCGGGGAGGGCCCUCGCCAAGUUGUCUGUGUGGUGUGCUCUCAGCUCCUACUCGUCUCAUCAUAAAGUCCACACCUUGGCUCGGCAGCGCAAAAGACAACGAGAAGAUAUCGAGGACUAUAGCAGCCUGUUUCCCCUGGAUGAUACGCAGCCCUCCAAGCUGAUGCGUCUGCUGAGCUCCAACGAGGAUGAGCCAGUGGUGUUAUCCAGUCCAGGUGACCGGACGAUGAGUAGCUCACUUUCAGCCUCGCAGCUUCACACUGUCAACAUGAGAGAUCCCCUCAACCGUGUUCUAGCUAAUCUGUUCCUGCUGAUCUCCUCCAUCCUGGGGUCCAAGUCUGCGGGUCCUCACACUCAGUUCGUGCAGAGCUUCGUGGAAGAGUGUGUGGAGUGUUCUGAGCAGGGCAGCCGCGGCAGCAUUCUGCAGUUCAUGCCUUUCACUAUGGUUUCUGAGCUGAUGAAGCUGCACGCUUUGGCUAAACCUAAAGUCGUCCUGUCCAUCACGGAUCUGACUCUUCCUCUGGGCAGGAGAGUGGCAGCCAAAGCUAUUGCUGCUUUGUAGUAUGGAUACACACACACACACACACACACACAUACUAGCCUUCUUCAUUUCUUCAGUGAGCGCAACCUUCCUGUUUAAUCCCAGACAGGCAUCUCUAUACACCCAUUUAACAUGCACUCAGCUGCGUCCAGCAUUUGGUGGAACGGCCUGUAAAUCAGAUCAGAUAAAACAGAGAUAAAGACACACAUGUUCAGUGGGAGUGGAUCUUACCUGCACUUGCCUUAAAGCAAUUUUUUUUGGCUUAUAUCCAGCGUUCCUAUGAAAUGCAAGAGGGGUUUCCAGUAAAGCGUUUUUUUUUUUUCCAUCCCCAAUGACGGUGCAUAAAAUGUUAAUUCUCAGUUGGUUCUGAUUUGAAGGAUGUGGUCGCACUUGUGAAAUGAGCUGCGUUUCAUGUAUUUUUGGCAACAGUAGCAGGUGUUUACAGUCAACCAGAAGAAGAAACUGCAAACUGUUUGAUUUUUGUAUAUAAUAUUUCUGUUUUUGUACUCAAUAAAUCAUAAGAAAUA
Molecule: messenger RNA, 3629 nt
Organism: Astyanax mexicanus (Mexican tetra)
Lineage: Eukaryota; Metazoa; Chordata; Actinopteri; Characiformes; Acestrorhamphidae
Gene: med24
Product: mediator complex subunit 24
Exons: 26
Coding region: 160-3123 (987 amino acids)
Cellular component (GO): mediator complex
Molecular function (GO): transcription coregulator activity
Source: RefSeq, a predicted model, not a curated record